Colletotrichum destructivum is the source of this 2132-nucleotide messenger RNA. Its product is annotated as Putative glucose-methanol-choline oxidoreductase, FAD/NAD(P)-binding domain superfamily. The transcript has 9 exons. Gene Ontology annotation, molecular function: oxidoreductase activity, acting on CH-OH group of donors; flavin adenine dinucleotide binding. The coding region runs from base 21 to 1883 and encodes 620 amino acids. Lineage: Eukaryota; Fungi; Ascomycota; Sordariomycetes; Glomerellales; Glomerellaceae. Gene Ontology annotation, biological process: secondary metabolite biosynthetic process. The record is from RefSeq and is a predicted model, not a curated record.
UUUGAGCUGACUACUUGAACAUGCAUGUGAGGAUGAAGGCGUCAAGGCAUAUCAUCUUCGCCGCCGCCUCCGUGGUCUCGGCAGGGCUCCAUGGCAGGCAAACUGGGACAAUUGGAGAUUCCUACGACUAUGUCAUCGUCGGUGGCGGCACUGCCGGCUUGACGCUUGCCUCCAGAUUGUCGAACGACCCAUCAAACUCUGUUCUCGUUAUCGAGGCUGGCUUGCCAGACAACUAUGAAGCCGCCGUCAUGAUUCCGCGCUUCUACCCGGGCGCUUCUGGCUUCGCGCCGGGAACCCGGUACGACUGGAACCUGACUUCCGUCGCGCAGGAGUCGCUGCAAGGGCAAGUGGUCAAUCUCACACAGGGCCACGCCGUCGGCGGGAGCAGCACGGUCAACGCCAUGAUAUUCGACCGCGGCAUGCCCUCGAACUACGAUGCGUGGGCCGCGCUGGGAAACGACGGCUGGGACUUUGAGAGUCUUCUACCCUAUUUCAAAAAGAGCGAGAGGUUUACUCCAGCAUCGCCCGAAAACGCAGCCCUGUUUGAUAUGACAUAUGAUCCGGACUGUCACGGUUUCGAGGGGCCAGUUCAGUCAAGCUACUUGGCUUGGUCGCAUCCAAAUAACACGAACUUUCUAAAUGCCAUGGAGGGCCUGGGCAUCAGCACCCCAGAUGAUCAGGGCUGCAAUCCGCUGGGCGCGUACCUCACAACCCAUUCCAUCGAUCCACGCAACCAGUCCAGGUCAAGUGCGAGGACCGCUCACUACGAUUCCACUUUGGGAAGAGCCAACUUGCACAUAGCUACGGGCCAACAGGCAACAAAGGUGUUGUUUGACACGAGCGGCGAAAACCCAAGAGCACAAGGGGUUGAGUUUUCAGCCGGUCCAGACUCCGUCCGACAAAGAGUGACAGCAGGCAAAGAAGUAAUCGUAUCCACAGGCGCCCUAAAUACCCCGAAGCUCUUGCAAUUGUCUGGUAUCGGCCCUGCAACGGUAAUGUCCCAGUUUGGGAUUGCGUCUAUCGUCGACCUACCCGGAGUCGGGGCCAAUCUCCAGGACCACCCAUUUGGGCUCACGCUUGCCUCUCUGAGCGACGGAGUCCCCGGGAACUACGAACUGGACAAUGCAACGUUUGAUGCCGAACAGCGGGAUUUGUACUACUCCGAACGUAAAGGGCGCUGGACAGAUACCAUUGCCGAGGCUCUUGCUUUCAUCCCACUGUUCAACUUCACUACCUCAGAAGCGGCCAACCGUCUCCUCUCCGCUAUUAACUUUAAUACCUCGGCCCAGUUUCUCCCUCCAGGUACGGAUGAAACCGUAGUCGCUGGCUACGAGAAACAACUGGAGCAACUGCACAGCAUUCACCACAGUAGGUCCACGGCCGGGAUGGAGCUCCUCUACGUUGACGGCGGCCGCUCGGUGGUGAACAUUUUGAUGCAUCCGUUAAGCAGAGGAACGGUCCUCAUCAACUCAUCUAACCCCUUCUUACCGCCGUUGAUUGACCCGCGUUACUUUUCUCACCCCUACGACGGCCAAGUACUGGUGGAGUCGCUGCGAUUCAACCGGGAGCUCUUGGCUACGGCGCCUAUACAAGCGCUGGGAGCCGCGGAAACGCUUCCUGGGGCCGCAACGCAGAGCGACGAGGAGAUCCUGGCUUUCAUCAAAGGGGUCACGUCGACGGAGUUUCAUUACUCAGGAACCUGCGCCAUGCUGCCGAGGGCUCUCGGGGGCGUCGUCGGUGCCGAUCUCAAGGUUUACGGAGUUGACGGUCUGAGGGUCGUGGAUGCGAGUGUCAUGCCUCUCGUACCGUCGGCGCAUACGCAGGCGACGGUGUAUGCCAUUGCUGAGAAGGCGGCGGACAUGAUUCUAGGACAACGAACGUGACGUGACGUGACGUGAUGUGACGUGAUGUGAGAAGGGAGCCGCGAAGAAAGAUGGAAGUGUACAAACCGGAGCACUAAUUAGUUAUAUAGUUGGACAACAGGCAAACAGAUCUUUACGCAGUCCGGGUGUGACGGUGAGAUCCUAGACUCCACUGAAAACCAACCUGCGGGCAGCGUUUCUACCCUGCCUAGGCUGAAACCACUUAGUUUCUUACCUCGUCAAGACACUGUCUUUCAAGCCAAAAUGGAC